AAAACUGUUUUGAACGUUUUUCCAAAAGUAACCAUGUCACUCCCUCUUUGUAUUGAAGAUAAACCCCCAUUUUCACAGAGAUCCAGACACCACCAGACCAAAUCAAAUUAUUUCAUGAAGAUUUCAAUCCAACCCAAGUCACUGUCAACAUAGGUCUCAGGGGCACGCUGAGGGCCAGCACUUCAACAAGCCUGAAACACAUCUGUGGCAGCAGCACAGCAGUAUUAGAGUUAUUUGAGCGUGAGGGAGUGAUUCAGGCUCCUCAGGAUCUGCAGCUCCAGGACUCCAGACCUGCUCCAACCUGGAUGGAUCACAGGCAAAAGAGGCUGCAGAGUAAAUCAUCUCCACCAAAGUUGGAUGUCUUGCCUUGAGGGUUUGCUGGGAAGUGCCAUUGACUUGUGCAAGGCUGCUGUUAUCAACCUGGAAUAAUGUCCAUGGACUGGCGUGGAGGUGACAGGCUGCUCAUAGGCUUGUUUGUGAUGCUUAUCCUGAGGCUCAGCUGCUGUGCUGGACAGAGCUAUGAACGCUGGGAGGCUGGGUCCUCGUGCUAUGGAGGGUUUGACCUCUAUUUUGUGCUGGACAAGUCUGGAAGUGUACAGCACCACUGGAAUGAGAUCUACUACUUUGUUGAUCACCUUGCACACAAGUUCAUCAGCCCCCAGCUCCGAAUGUCCUUUAUAGUCUUUUCAACGGAGGGAAGGAUCCUGAUGAAACUUACAGAAGACAGGGAUCAGAUUCGUGCUGGGCUGGAGGAGCUUCAGCAUGUCUUACCAGGUGGAGAUACCUUCAUGCACAAAGGUUUUCAGAGGGCAAGCGAGCAGAUCUACUAUGGAACAGGUGACGGAUACCGCACUGCGAGUGUCAUCAUUGCUCUGACAGAUGGAGAAUUGCGCGAGAAUGAAUUUGACUUGGCAGCCAGAGAGGCCGGUCGCUCACGUCAGCUGGGAGCUUCUGUGUAUUGUGUUGGAGUGAAGGACUUUAAUGAAACCCAGCUGGCAACAAUAGCCGACAGCGAAGAUCACGUCUUUCCUGUUAAUGAUGGCUUUGAAGCACUGCAAGGGGUCAUUGAUUCAAUUCUGAAGAGAUCCUGUAUAGAGAUCCUCGCCGUGGAGCCCUCGAGUAUUUGUGCAGGAGAAUCCUUUGAGGUGGUGGUUCAAGGGAACGGAUUCCUUCACGCCCGCGAUGUGAGCAGAAUCCUUUGCAGCUUCCGUAUCAACAACACCCUCACCGUGAUGAAGAGGCCUCUGGUAGUUGAAGACACGUACCUGCUCUGCCCAGCGCCUGUACUGAAGGAGGAGGGAACGUCUGCCUCCCUCCAUGUCAGUAUGAACAACGGCCUGAGUUUUAUCUCCAGCUCUGUGACCAUCACGACCGUCAGCUGUACCGACGGGACGUUCUUGGCCAUAGCGCUGCUGAUACUGCUGCUGAUGAUCGCUAUGGCCAUACUCUGGUGGUUUUGGCCCCUCUGUUGCACCGUGAUCGUCCAUGAGCCGCCGCCGCCACACGUGAUGGACGACAGUUCGGAUGAAGAGGAUGAAGGCUACCCAAAGAAGAAGUGGCCAACAGUGGAUGCUUCGUACUACGGUGGGAGAGGAGUUGGUGGCAUCAAAAGGAUGGAAGUGCGCUGGGGAGAUAAGGGAUCCACUGAUGAAGGAGCCAAACUGGAGAAGGCCAAGAAUGCGCGGGUGAAAAUGCCCGAGCAAGAGUUUGAGUUUCCCACCACACGGACCCUAAACAACGGCAUGCGAAAACCAAUCUCCCCUCAGAAGUGGUACUCCCCUAUCAAGGGGAAACUGGAUGCCCUGUGGGUGUGGCUUAGGAGAGGAUAUGACCGUGUAUCCGUGAUGAGACCUCAACCUGGAGAGAAGGGUCGCUGUAUGAAAUUCACCCGUAUGAAAUCCUGCCCACCUCCUCGAUACCCGCUUUACAACAACCCCUCGGGCCACAUCUACAGCCUCCCCCAUAGCAGAUGCCCUCCUGUCCCACAGGGCACCCUGCCGCCCACCCCACGCUACUCCGCCCACUCUCCCACCUCCACCCUGCCCCCUUUGCCAUCAACCCCACCCCCAACAUCCAUAACCCCUCCCCCUUACACACCACCUCCAACCAGAGCUCUUCCUUCUACCAGUCUGAGUAUCAAUGUGACUCUGCCUCCUUCUCCUCCCACACCACCCUCAUCACCCAGCACCUUGACUCCGCCCCCUCAGGCAGCUCCGCCCGGGCAAGCCCCGCCCCCUUCUCCUCCCACACCACCCUCAUCACCCAGCACCUUGACUCCGCCCCCUCAGGCAGCUCCGCCCGGGCGAGCCCCGCCCCCUUCUCCUCCCACACCACCCUCAUCACCCAGCACCUUGACUCCGCCCCCUCAGGCAGCUCCGCCCGGGCGAGCCCCGCCCCCUUCUCGUCCACCUCCACGCCCAGGCCCCGAGGACCCACAGUUCUACCAGGACUGAGUAGAUCCAAGAGAUUUGCACAAGAAAAACUGCUGGUUAUGCUGGUGGCAAAAAUUGAGACCUACAUUUUCCAGGCAGAGAAAGGAAGGAGCAGCACGAUUAUUCCAACUGGCAAUGGCUGCAGAUGGCAGUGAC
This is a messenger RNA of Rhinichthys klamathensis goyatoka, 2588 nucleotides long. It is a transcript of the gene antxr1b, whose product is annotated as ANTXR cell adhesion molecule 1b. Gene Ontology annotation, cellular component: membrane. Bases 429 to 2453 code for a protein of 674 amino acids. The transcript has 18 exons. Gene Ontology annotation, molecular function: signaling receptor activity. The record is from RefSeq and is a predicted model, not a curated record. NCBI's taxonomy places the organism in Eukaryota, Metazoa, Chordata, Actinopteri, Cypriniformes, Leuciscidae.